AUGAGCACUUUUUAUUUCUCAAAAGUUCCACCAGAGGAGCAAAUGUAUGCAGAUAUCAAGUCACUCAACAAGUUCGAAGAAAAGGCAUUUUGUCAACUCCUGGACAUUGUAUUUUCGUUUCUCGUUUCGCCAAAGGAAGGGACUAGAUUCAUGUCUCAGGUUGCGGAGUUUGCGUCCGAACAUGGAAUAAGCUCUAACCCACUCAAAAAUGUUGUGAAAAGUUUACUCAGCUUCUUCAAGAGUGCGCUGAAAUGUAACUUAACCCCCGCACAAGUGAAAGAGGACGUGGAACAUCUUGGUAAGGACUAAACAAUCUUCCUUCCCCCUCCCCCCUUAUCUCAUAUCUUGUGCCCCUGGUAGAGCCACUGAAAGGUGGCUGAGACGCUAAGUGCCAAACAUUUCUUGUGAAAAUGAGUUUUAUUUGGGUGUGAAUGAAAGUCAUUUUCAAAUCAAUAGUUUCACACUUGGCCUCACUUUAAAACAGAGGCUUGAGGCAAUUUGGAAAUAGCCUAUUCCAACUAUUUGCCAUCAACUUUUGGCAUUAUAGGAAAUCUUUUCCAGGAAAAUAAAGUAGAUAUAAAGCCAGGUAGGACCUACGUCGUUGAUUAAAUUUUUUCAGUCCAUGGUCUGGCUCCAGAAGUUGAACGUGUGAGCAGAACCUUGCUGCAGUAGAAGAGCAGUCUAACCCACCCCAACCUUUUUUCCUUUUUUGUGUUUAAAAGGUCUUUCUGCUGACAACUCCCCCCAUGUCUCUGAAAGAUGGAAAUCAAACCUUAUCGCCCUCUCAAGAUCAAUUGUUGGUCAGACAUUCAUGGUCAAUCAACUUGUUGACAUGGAAUGGAAAUUUGGUGUAACAGCAGGAAGUAGCGACUUGAAAGUCGUGGGACAGACAUUUUUGCAGCUAAAAAUGGUUGUUGAUCGAGGUGGUGUCCAGGAAGAUGUGUUCAUGGAAUUAACCCUGCCACAGUUUUACUCAUUUCUUCAUGAGAUGGAAAGAGCAAAGUCCACACUUGAAUUUUUCAGUUGA
Molecule: messenger RNA, 1027 nt
Organism: Porites evermanni
Lineage: Eukaryota; Metazoa; Cnidaria; Anthozoa; Scleractinia; Poritidae
Source: the annotation of a GenBank genome assembly